AUGGGCGUCUUCUCGUUCACGGGCCGGGUGCUCUUCGCCUUCCUCUUCCUGAGCAGCGGUCUGCAGAAGAUCCAGCACUUCAACAUCGUCUCCGGCGGCCCCGACAUGGAGCAUGUCGAGCCCAAGCUGGACAAGUUUUUCGCGCAAGUGGAGGAGCUGGCGGGUACCAAGCUGCCCAUCGGCAAGGUGACCUACCCUUACUUCCUGCUCAUCGCUAUCCUCCUGGAGCUCAUCGGUGGCCUGCUGUUCAUCUUCAACAGCAAGCUCGGUGCUCAGUUCCUGCUCCUCUUCCUGGUGAUUGUGACGCCCAUUAUGCAUGCAUUCUGGGACCUGCCCGCCAGCAGCCCUGAGCAACUCAAUGACAUCAUCAAUUUCUUCAAGAACACGGCCCUGGUCGGAUCGCUUCUGAUCUUCCUGGGAGCUUGA
This is a messenger RNA of Auxenochlorella protothecoides, 426 nucleotides long. RefSeq lists its product as hypothetical. The record is from RefSeq and is a predicted model, not a curated record. Bases 1 to 426 code for a protein of 141 amino acids. Lineage: Eukaryota; Viridiplantae; Chlorophyta; Trebouxiophyceae; Chlorellales; Chlorellaceae. The transcript is spliced from 5 exons.